Molecule: messenger RNA, 541 nt
Organism: Lemur catta (Ring-tailed lemur)
Lineage: Eukaryota; Metazoa; Chordata; Mammalia; Primates; Lemuridae
Product: WAP four-disulfide core domain protein 10A-like
Exons: 2
Coding region: 119-367 (82 amino acids)
Cellular component (GO): extracellular region
Molecular function (GO): peptidase inhibitor activity
Source: RefSeq, a predicted model, not a curated record
UUGCACUCCCCCGGCUUGCCCAGGGGAGGCAGCAAGGAGCUGAGGAUCAUCUUUUCUUUCUUUCCCUCCCUCUCCUGGCAUCCUGGCCAGACUUAGGGCUCACGCUGUGGUCAGAGUCAUGCAGCCCCAGGCUCUGCUGCCCGUCCUGCUUCUCUGUGUGCUGCUGCUGCAGGCCCAGGGAGGAUACAGUGGCCGGAAGAGGAUGCAGACUACACCCAAAAUGGAGCUUUCCCCAGAAAUCAAAGUCUGUCAGAAACGGCCUGCAUAUUAUCUGUGCAAACGCCUCUGUGAAUCUCACAAAGAAUGUCAAGCAAAUAAUAUAUGCUGUUCAACCUUCUGCGGCAAUGUUUGCCUAAGCACCCUGUGAGUAGAGGAAUGGGCUGGGCUGUGCGUCCUGCUCCCCACACCCCUCUAUUCUGGGACUGUGCCCAUGUCUGAAGCAGGAAGACCUCAUAUCACAGGCACAAGGAUGUCAACAGGAAUGCCGACCUCUCCACUAUUUGAACCCCUUAUCCCUGUCAAAUAAACCAGAACAAAUGCC